AUGACGCUACUAGAAGAAUGCCAUAAAAAACUAACCGACUUACAACGACAAGUAGCUCAGACAAGUAAAAAUGUUAUGACGCGUACACAGAAAUGGCGACGUCUUUCUGCUGUACCAUCUACAGAUUGUGAUGUUGUAUUAAUAUUUAAAAGAGGAGUUUCUGAAGAUAUUGUCGAUUGGCUUAUUGAAACAAUAAGAAAUCGUGUACCUCAGCUGGUUGUACAAAAACAAUUCCAUAGAACAUCUGGACAGUAUGCGCUUUAUUUAACAGCAUCUUAUAGAGGACUACUCACAGGUGCUGAAGAAUUAAGAAUUAAAAAACCUUUAUUAAUUGAACAUGGUGGUGGUUUACGUGAAUUUUCAGUUGAAGAAUUUGGUCUAUUCGACAAUGUAAUGGAUGAAAAAGUCUUUCUGUCAACUAGUGAACGUAGUAAUAUUGUGUAUCAUUUUUUAAUGAGUUUACGCGCUCAUCGUGAAGACUCGGAUAUGUGUUGUUCAAUUAAGUUCACUGAAGGACAAUGUAUGAUUCCAUCUCUUCAAUCUGGUGGGAUAGUUAGUCAAAUAUUCCCAUUACAUGAACCAAAUUCCCUGAACAAGUUGAUGCGUACCUGGAUAACUGGUUGGAUAGUGAAACAACCAUUGGAUGAUAUAAAAGAAUAUUUUGGCACAAAAGUUGCAAUGUACUUUGCAUGGUUAGGUCAUUAUACUUAUUCAUUGAUAUUCCCGUCAAUUGUUGGACUUCUAGUCUGGUUAUUUGUCAGUCCUAAUAAAAACUCAUUUUAUUAUCUUCUAAUGGCAAUAUUAAAUUUAAUCUGGACACCGUUGUAUCUUGAACAUUGGAAACGGACUAGUUCAUUCUUAGCUUACCAUUGGAGUUCAUGGGAUACACCGAUUCCAUUGUUAGAAGAGCCUAGACCAUUAUUUAAAGGUACACUAUCAUUAUGUCCAAUCACUGGAAGAACAAUACGUGUUUACCCAAGAUGGAAACGUUUAUUAAUCUUGUGCUUUAUUACCUGUCCUGUAGUUCUCCUGUCAUUGUUUAUUGUCAUCCUAAUCACACUCGUAUAUGUCCAGUUACAAGAGAAAAUGAAUAUUACAGCUAAUUCCAGUAGGACAUACCUAAUACCAAGUUUUGUAUUAUCAACUUUACCCAAGAUUUUUCUAGCUGUUUCUAUUGCUAUCAUGGAUGUCAGUUAUCGUAAAAUAGCUGUUUGGCUUACAAAUCUGGAAAAUCAUCGCCUGGAAGAUGAUUACAAUAAUUAUUAUGUAAUCAAAUUGAUAUUGCUUCAAUUUGUCAAUUCAUUUUAUUCACUAUUCUAUACAGCAUUUUAUUUAAAAGAUUUAGAUUUAUUAAGAAAGCAACUUGUCACACUGCUGCUUAUUCGACAGAUGUUUGAUACAAUUAAAGAAGUCUUUUUACCCUAUGGUCAAUCACGUCUGCGUCAAGUGUGGUUAUCGUUAAGAUAUGAACAGAAACGUUUAGCCCGAAAGAAUAUAACAACAAUUACACCUGAAUUAAAUGAUUCAACAUCAUCGUUGUUGGUACAGGCAACAAAGAAUACAGGUGGCGAUGAGGAUGAUCAAUGUGCAAUGGAUGAUAUUGAUCCAGAAAUGCUUAUACAUCAAAGAAGUGUUCCAGUAAAUAACGAGCAUAAAAAAAUGUCUGCAUAUUCGGGAAAAUCAUUCGAUAAUCCCGAGGAAACAAAAAUAGCCGCAGCUGAAAGGGAAGCGACUCUAUUACGAUAUGAAGAUCCAACUGAUGAUUUUCUCGAAAUGUUUAUUCAAUUUGGUUAUGUGAGUAUGUUUGCCGGUAUAUUCCCAUUAGCCGGUUUGUUGGCUUUUGCGAAUAAUCUUAUCGAGAUACGUGGUGAUGCCUAUAAAUUAUCAACUAGUUAUCAACGUCCAUUUGCUAAAUUUGCAAGUAAUAUUGGUGUUUGGCAACUUGCACUAGAUGUGGUCAGUUAUAUCGCUGUUAUCGUGAAUGUAGCACUACUUGGGAUUUCGGGAACUGCACAACGUCUCUUCCCGAAUCUGUCUACUUCACAUUUGAUCAUAUUAUUGGUUCUUAUUGAACAUGCAAUCAUAAUUACUCGUGCUACGAUUAGUGCACUUAUUCCGCACACGCCUACUUCUGUUGUCCACCAGAUAGCUAAACUGGAACAUCGAAGACGAGAGGCUCUCAAGAUACUUGAACGUGAAACUAUGCGUGAGCAACAACGUCAACAAUCACCGUCAAAUAAUAUGACAUCGGAAUCAGGCAUCUAA
Molecule: messenger RNA, 2265 nt
Organism: Trichobilharzia szidati
Lineage: Eukaryota; Metazoa; Platyhelminthes; Trematoda; Strigeidida; Schistosomatidae
Source: the annotation of a GenBank genome assembly